UAAAAUAUGUAGUCAUCUCGCAAUUCUAACCUGUGCAAAGUUUGCUGCCAGUGCCUUGUUCAGCAAAUACAUCUCUCAAUAAAACUAGACUGUCAUUGACUAGCCUAGCUCCAACAUAUUGUCUACUUUUCUUGCAUUAUUUUGUACCAUUUUCCCAAGAAACAUGAGACCCUAGAUUCUUCAAUCCAGUUCAAACAACAAUAUAACUUCUCAAAACUCCGACUCCGACCAAUUUCAAUUCUUUCCAACACCCAUAUCUCCCUCUUCUUCUUCAUCGUCUCAAGAACCCCAUGGGAGACUACAGAUCAAGAUCAAGAUCAUACACUUACAGUGAUGAGGGAGAUAUGCAAAUAGAGAGAUACUACGGCGGAAAUGGACCAAAAAGGUCAAAUCUUGAACACAACCCACCUCAUAAUUUCAGGUCCUAUAGUGUUUCAUAUGCUCCACCCCCUCAAACCAACAUGGAUCUUGUUGUUGCUCGCACUACAAGAGAUUUUGAGUUCAAGAAAGGGAAGUCAACUGCAAAAUCAUGGAGUUUUAAUGAUCCUGAGUUCCUGAGGAAGAAGAGGGUUGCUGGCUAUAAAGUCUACUCUGUUGAAGGAAAAGUCAAAGGGUCAUUCAGGAAGAGUUUCAGGUGGCUUAAAGAUAAGUACACACAUGUUGUUUAUGGAUGGUGGUAGAAUCAGAGACGCAUAUAACUUCUAUCUUUCUCUCUAUUCAUGUAUGCAUAUGGUCUACUGUUUUCGACUUUUCCCUGUUCUUUUUGUUGUUGAUUUUGGGUUAAAAACGUAGAGUUUUUAGUUUUGUAGUAUACUUGAGUACUAGUUUUCUAUCUUGAUUGAGUUUCUGGUUUGCUAUUUCUGAAAAUCGAAAUCCAUAUGUUGCUUUUAUA
This is a messenger RNA of Lactuca sativa (garden lettuce), 892 nucleotides long. RefSeq lists its product as uncharacterized. The record is from RefSeq and is a predicted model, not a curated record. NCBI's taxonomy places the organism in Eukaryota, Viridiplantae, Streptophyta, Magnoliopsida, Asterales, Asteraceae.